AUGCGCGGGCACAAACACACGACCAGCGCCUCAGUGAACCAAAAAGCGCACCUGGCCUCGGCGUACAACGAGCUCGGCAAAGAGCUCUCCUCGGCGCGCGUGCGCGUCGUGGGCAACUACACGCUCGGCAAGACGAUCGGCGCGGGGACGUACGGCAAGGUUCGCCUGGGCACGCACCGCCUCACCGCCGCGCGCGUCGCGAUAAAGCAGAUCCCCAAGGCGAUGAGCGCGUCGCUCACGCGGGAGAUACACCACCAUCGACAGCUGCACCAUCCGCACGUCGCGCAGCUGUUCGAGGUUAUCGCUACGGAGCAGAGUAUUUGGCUCGUCACGGAGUUAUGUGCAGGCGGCGAGCUGUUCGAUUAUCUCGCGGAGAAGGGGCGCCUGAGCGAGAGCCAUGCGCGCGCGCUGUUCGGGCAGCUGUGUUUGGCGGUGGGUUAUAUCCACGAGAAGGGGAUCGUGCACCGCGAUCUGAAGCUCGAGAACGUGCUGCUGGACGAGCGGUGCAGGGUCAAGCUGGGCGAUUUUGGGUUUACGCGGGAGUGGGAGCGCAGCGGGUAUUUGGAGACGUUUUGUGGGACGACGGGCUAUGCGAGUCCGGAGAUGCUUGAGGGGUUGAGGUAUGUCGGGCCGGAGGUGGACGUAUGGUCUCUAGGCGUGAUACUCUACUGCCUCUUAACAGGCGGCCUCCCCUUCGACGACGACGACGAGUCCAUCAUGCGCCUCAAAGUAAUCCGCGCAGAAUUCGCCCUCCCCCCCUUCCUCACGCCCCCCGCCCGCGACCUCCUGCGCUCCAUCCUCCAAAAAGACCCCACCAAGCGCUCCACGAUCCCCCAGAUCCUCGCGCACGCGUGGUUCAAGGGCGAUGUCCCCAGUGCGCUCGUGGGCGAGGCGGAGGGCAUUCAGUCGAAUUCGAAUGGGGCAGAGGGCACAGCGGAUAAUACGAGCAGCAGUGCGAGCGCCAGUGCGAGCGACGAGGACGGCGCGGACGAUAGCAGCAAUACCACGCCCGACCCCUCCCCUGACGACGAUCUCGAGGCGAACGGCAGCGUCAGCCGCCGGCCCUCGCAAGCCACCAUCCGCAACCCCAUCUCCACCCCCGCCGCGAAAGCGGAGGGCAAGAAGCCCGAGACGGUAUUGGAAGAAGACUCAGCAGGGACGGGGCUGGAGAGGGUGCGGACGAACGAAAGUCUUAGUUCGCCUGCGUUGCCGACGCGCACGCCUGUAAGGACGAAACGGAGGAGCGUCUCGUCCACACUCGGUGAUCCGCGCGACGAGUCGCCCUCCCGCCGUUCUCCGUCCCCCGGGCGCAGCGACGGCGGCGACGACAACACGAAGACGCGCACGAGUGCGGACGGGAGAGAAGGUGCAGGUGAAGGUGGCGAGGGGGAGGGUAAAGGCGGAGGAGCGGGGGGAGGGGCGGGCAAAGCGACGGACUUCGCACAUGCGCUGUCCAAGCCUGCGCCUGUGAUAUUUGGCACGGCGCUGGAGAGGGAGCUCUUGAAUAGCCUGAGCGCGUUGGGGUUCGAUACCGGCCAGGUCGUCCACUCGGUCCUGUCCAACGCAUGCGACUCGGCCGGCGCGAUAUGGUGGAUGCUCAAACGGCGCGCCGAGCGCCGCGCUUUGGAGUCCGGCUCCGCAUCCUCUCCAGCCGAAGUCGACGUAGAAGACGAGAUUGCGAGCCGCCGCCCGUCCUCCGACUCCAUCCCAAACGACAACGCCCGCAAACCGCGCGAACAGCGCCGCUCCGAGUCCCCGACGCGCAAAGGCAAAUCCGCGCUCAUCUCCUCAUUACAACCACUCACGAGCUCGACGCCCGCACCUGCACUGGCGUUUAUACCGCCCACGCCUGUGACAUUGACACAUGCCAUCCGGCCCCAGACGCCCCCGAACCGCUCGACGUCGCCGAUACACCAUCUGCUGAGCGCGUCGAAUACGGACGGGAGCAUACGGAGUAGUGCGGAUGGGAGUAUGAGGAGUAGCGCGUCUACUCCGAGCGCGCUCGGGCGGGACUCUGUCGGCUCAGGUGGGAAAGGCGACUUGGGCGGGAGUGCAGGGGGAAGUGUGGGGAAAGGAGACGCAGGAGGAGGAGGAGGGAGUAAAGGACGCGCGAAGCGGAGCGGGAGCGUGAGCAUUAUGCAGCGCGCGACGACCGCGCUCGAGGCUGCGGGGCUUGUUAGGAAGAAGAGCGCCGAGGCGGUGUUGCCCGGGUCUAAUACGCCCACUAGCAGCCGGAUCGAGCGGGAGGGGAAGAGGCCGUUGACGGGCGAUGCGAAGGAUAAGGAUAAAGGAGGGGGAGAAGCGGCGAGACCGUUCACGCCCGACGAUAAAAGCGUGCACUCCUCGCACCACCCGCGUUCGCCGCCGCUCGCAGUGGACCUCACACCACAGCCCUUACCGAUUCAACACGUCCCCUCCGUCCCAGAGUCCCCAUGGGUGAUGGCGGGCGGCAUCGCGGACAGCGGCUCGCUGGACGAUAUCGCGAACGGCUCGCCAAGGGAUACGCUCACGGCGCUGCCGGUUAUUACGGGGAGCGGCGUGAAGAGCGGGCAUGGGCGGAAUCGGGGGAGCUUGUUGA
Messenger RNA from Peniophora sp. CBMAI 1063, 2578 nucleotides. NCBI's taxonomy places the organism in Eukaryota, Fungi, Basidiomycota, Agaricomycetes, Russulales, Peniophoraceae. The record is from the annotation of a GenBank genome assembly.